AUGCCCCCCACCAACACGGCAGCGCAUCUUCUGCGUUGCGGCAUUGGCGACGGCGAUACUGCGCUACUCCUCGGCGGGAUGUCCCCCGAAUAUCAAGCAAGCCUUGUGGAAGGCAUCGGUAGCACGGUUGAACUCUACGUCGCUGAGGCCACGGCAGCAUCCACCGCUGCCCACGCGACGCUAGAAGAACAAGAUUCCCUCGGAUUGGCCCAAUACGAGAAUGCGCGCCUCGCGCAGGCCUUGAAAUCGUCAGACCACUUAUCGGCUUCUUGUCUGAAGCCGAUCAAGUUCGAAGUCGUCAAGUUUGGUGCUCAGAGCAUCUCUGACCAAGCCACGCGCAUGGCGUUUGCGAUGUCGCACCUGAAAUGGCGCGCGGAAGAUUGGGCGUUCUCCAAACGCUUUGCGAACCCCCUGUGCUUUCCGUCCUUCGCAACUUUCGAAGCCGAAAUCAAGGCGAUGUUCUUGCCCCCCAACAGCGAUUUCCGCUAUCCCUCGCAAUAUCUGGCGUGCAAGCAAGGGAAACGUUCCCUCUAA
Molecule: messenger RNA, 534 nt
Organism: Aphanomyces astaci
Lineage: Eukaryota; Oomycota; Saprolegniomycetes; Saprolegniales; Verrucalvaceae
Exons: 3
Coding region: 1-534 (177 amino acids)
Source: RefSeq, a predicted model, not a curated record